Anopheles darlingi is the source of this 1320-nucleotide messenger RNA. RefSeq lists its product as uncharacterized. NCBI's taxonomy places the organism in Eukaryota, Metazoa, Arthropoda, Insecta, Diptera, Culicidae. The record is from RefSeq and is a predicted model, not a curated record. The transcript is spliced from 3 exons. Bases 105 to 1118 code for a protein of 337 amino acids.
AGCACACCGUUAGUGAGGAGCAGUGCCGCGGUAGAUACGUAAAAUAAUAAGAAAAAUGCUAGGUUUCCUCGUCUCCGGCGGACGCCCGUAGUUAGUGCAAUACAAUGUUUAUGGAUGACAGUGGCAUCGAGAGUGGAGACAAGCUGGAGUCUCUGUUCGUCGACGAGCUUGGAAGCUUCGUGGAGCAGGAUCAUCCGCAGCACGCCAAGGACACGAUGCCAACAGCUGUUACCGGUGGUGGCAUCGAUUCCGAUGCGGAAAGUGAUAUCUUCUCCAAGCUUAACGACUUCGAUGUUGUUUUCGAGAACCCGAGCGAAAGAUCCCGCCAGGAGGAUCCCAUUAGGGCGGCAGUGGCCGCAGCUAGCGCUCCGGUGACCGAUUCGGAUCCUUACGCGGCCAAUCGUCCAGAUUUCCAUUCCGGCCGCAAGGUUCUGUCGAGCGACAACAGUACGGACUCGUACGCGUCCUCUACUGCCGCUACUGCGAGUGCUACAGGAUCAGUGCCUUCCGGUUCGACGUUGGAGGACAAAUCACAGCGAGACCACGGUUCUGGUGCACAAUUGAGCACAUGUAAGAUACUGCAGCGGAAGCUAGAACUGAAGGUGGAACGCGCUAAGCGUAACUACAGGCAAAUGUAUCACACUGAACAGGAACCACAUGAGAAGGAACCACAGAUAAGCAGCCUGAUACCGAUCUCGAGGCUACCGAUUCCCGGAGGACGUGAUAAUCAGCAGCUGAUCGAUGUGAACUCGGGCUUCAACAGUGACGACGACCUGGAGAAUGUGUCUUUCUUUCCGCGUAACCAGCGGAAGCUGAGCGGCCCUCAGGCGCGCCAGGAGCUGUCCGAUACGUUUAGCAUCCAGGAGAUGACGAUCGAGUCAGACAAUGAGGAUUUGGACUUUGAACAGUGUCGCAAACUGUCGGACAGUAAGGGGUAUCGAAAGAUUUUGAAUCGAGCAGCAGGAGGAACCGGACCGGAUGACUAUCUCGACAACGACACACUGGAUGAAGAUGAUGACUCGCAGAAUCUUGAGCUUUUGGCACCGAAAGGUGGUUACGCGCUGAAGGAGCAACUGCGCCGUAUGUUUUGUUGCUGCAAAGCUAAUGAUUUCCUGUGACCGUAAGCUGCAACAAGUGAGCGAAGGCGAUCUAGAAGAACGAUCCGCGAUAAAGUUUGUUCCGAUAACGUGGGCUUCCUUUUUGUUUUUUGAACGAAAACACAUGUGAACUGCGUACUACUGCGGCUUUCGCAAAUUGCGGUAACGGAAAAUGUAUAAAUGGUACCGAAACAACAUGCUUGGUUGGAGUUUUGAUUUUGAA